Haliotis rubra (blacklip abalone) is the source of this 3156-nucleotide messenger RNA. RefSeq names its product ELMO domain-containing protein 2-like. Bases 111 to 1106 code for a protein of 331 amino acids. Lineage: Eukaryota; Metazoa; Mollusca; Gastropoda; Lepetellida; Haliotidae. The transcript is spliced from 8 exons. Gene Ontology annotation, molecular function: GTPase activator activity. The record is from RefSeq and is a predicted model, not a curated record.
GAGGCGUAUUAUGAUUGGUCGUUCUCUUGGUAACACGACCUGAGUCACUUCCGGUGAAUGGCGAUACGUAUACUACUCAACAUCAAGCACAACUUGCCCGGCUGCUUUCAAUGUGGACUGAAAUAUGGACUAGCUUGUGGUGUCAGUUGUAUUUAUUGGCCAGACCCAUGAUCAAGUGGAUCCUCAGGAGAGUUACAGGGAAAUGUGAACUGUUGAGGAUAACAUAUGAUGAAGAGCCUGGAGCAGGAAGGACAAAGAGAAUAGAAAAGUCACUCAAACGAUCCCAUCAGCCGGCACUGAAACAAAUCUUGAGUGAUGACAACCUGGUUAUUGGUGAAGCAGUGAAGGAGGUGCUUAGACUGAAGUCUAUUGUACCUGAGGUACACCCAAACUUUGAGAGAUGUUUCAGCGUGUGUGUGUGUCAGAUCUGUGGCUACAGGAGGUUGCUGCAGCAGGUAGAGGAUCACAGGAAGACCAAGUACAGCACCGCAGACAGACAGCACGAAGACAAACUCAUGCUGCUGUGGACAUUGCUAAUGCCGACCACCAAGCUUGAGUCCCGGGUCAGCAAACAGUGGACAUAUAUCGGCUUCCAGGGGGAUGAUCCCGCCACCGACUUCAGGGGGAUGGGGCUGCUGGGCCUGGACCAGCUUCUGUAUUUCAUCAAGGAAUAUCCCGAAAUCACACACAGUCUUCUCUCUCAAUCCCACCAUCCACAGUAUGGCUUCUCAUACGCAAUACUGGGCAUCAACUUCACGGGGAUGUGUUAUGACCUGCUUAAGUCUCGGAAACUGAGAACUCAUUUCUACAACCUGACCGUGGAGGCCCCUACCAUGAAACAGUUUAAUGAAGUCUACUGUUGCCUGUUCUUCGACUUCAUCCAGUUCUGGUUCAAGGAGAAGCCCAGGGACAUCAUGGAAUUCGGUCGGCUUCGUGACAAGUUCCAGAAGCUGAUUGUCAAACAACUGAAGGACAAACAUUUUGUUUUGAAGGCCAAGUUUCAGACAGCGGGGGAGGGGGGCAUCAUGAUAGAACUCUUUAUGUACCUGGAACCUUUUUCAUAUCUUCAGAUUUACUGGAAAUAUUUACUUGAAUUAAACAUUUGAUAAGAAUAUAUUGAAGUAGAUUUGGUAUUUGUGAAUGACCCGUUUUGUCUUUUAGGAUUUGUUCCAUGUUUGUGAACUAAGAUAUAUGCCACCUUGACAAGGUGCACAACGCUGUGUAUGAAGGCAUGUCCCGACGGCAUCUGUUGAUUGUAUUGAGAACAUGUCAUUAUGUAGCCAUAUUGUCGGUAGUUGGCCAACAGGGUUAUGUUUGUCUGGUGCUAUAGUGUUCCAGUAUGAUUUAGAGAGUAUGCCACAUUUUGUCAGAGUAAUUAUAUGAAUUAUGCAGAGAUGAUUUCUGCUUGAACUCUGCCCCGGAGUGAAGUAGAGGCAAUGUAUGUGCAAUAUACCUAUGAUUGAUUUACUACACUGAGCUGAGUUUACCAGUAAGUGGAGAAAAGAGAGCAGUGCUGUAAUACUCCUGAAUAUACAUUGUGUUUCCAUGUUACAACUCUCAAAGGUCUACAGAUUUUAUUAUAUUUCUUCAUUUUCGUGAUUGCUGAAAGAAAGUUUGAAGUUGUUAUUAUUUCAGGAUUGUAGUUGUCGGGACAGUAAUGAUUACUUGAGUUCAUACAAACUCAGAAAGAUUGAAAGCCUUAAACCAUGUCAUAUCUCCUUGUGAACCACAUCUGUCUAGAAGGGAAGGUAAUCUUUGUGAAUAUGGUCAUAUUGUCCUGUCUGGGAGGGGAGGUAAUCCUUGUGAAUAUGGUCAUAUUGUCCUGUCUGGGAGGGGAGGUAAUCCUUGUGAAUAUGGUCAUAUUGUCCUGUCUGGGAUGGGAGGUAAUCCUUGUGAAUAUGGUCAUAUUGUCCUGUCUGGGAGGGGAGGAAAUCUAUGUGAACAUGUGACCUGGUCAGUUCUGAAUGCCACAAUGCAAUAUUGGUGGGAAAAGGUUAAACAUAUGACAACAAUUUGAUGGUUACAUUAUCAACUUCAAAUGGAAUGUAAAGCGGACGCAUAGGAAUGUUCUUGUGUUGGGAGGCAGCACAUCACAGGACACCUGUCAUCAUCGAUGUCAAUUCUACGGGUGUGCGAGAAUGUGAUGACUUGUCCACCCUCAUGUCCACCCUCAUGUCCAUCCAUCCAUCCUCCUGCUCCUUCUGACAUCAUUGACAUUCAUUGGACAACAGAACAUCUUCAUACUCCCUUGACCUGCUGUAUUGUUAGAUAUGGCACCCAUCGAACAUGUGGCAUGAAAUGUAAACACCUUCCACACCUACCAGGCAUUUGAUCCAGCUGUGACAGACCAUGGUCCGAAAAGCCUUCAAACUUUCGUGUGUCGUCAGUGAGACUCAGUGUCCAGACUGUGGCCAUAUACUGACCCCACACCACCUUCAGUGGUAGAUGACCUUCAUCGAGGAUAUAUUCAUGUCCAGACACAUCAGUAUAUUGUUCUGGUAGAGUGAUGUCACAUCUCUGCUCCAUCUCUCUCAGCAGCCAUCUUCCACGUGAAGGUAACUUGUUUCGGGGGCCGUGUGAACUCCAAGUGCAGCUGUGUGAGUGAGUGGGUCAAGGUCAAGGAGGGCAUUCCUCUUGAAGAUCAGAUCCAGAAGUGAUCAUUCCACAAGUCCUGUUGCCUGUUUAAUGUGUGUGUCUAUUACGUGUGCUUUUGUGAAGUUUAAUGUUACUUCAUGUAAACAUUACCUAGGAGGUAUAACACAGACUCAGGUGACAGAGUUCUUGUCUGUGUGGCCCAGUAAUAUGUAAACUGCUUCUCAAGGAAUUUUGAAACCUUUUUUUGUCAGCAGACACAGGGCAAUGAGGUUAUGUGUCUGAGGUAACAUCACUUUCAGCUGUGCCUGACCUUGAAUGAUGAACUUGAAAGUGGCAGAAGACUUCAUUUUUCUCAUUCCACACUGUGUUUGACAUUCCCUCAACAUUGCUUACUUGGCCCCAGAGUCCGCAGUAUCACUCCACAGUAGACUCCAUGUUGGCCCUCAAAUCCGCAGUAUCACUCCACAGUAGACUCCAGGUUGAUUCAAAGUUUAUAUUGUCACCAUCUGAUACUGUAAGGUGUAAACAUCAUACAGUCUUUCAAUAAAAACAUUUAUCGUU